GUUUUCGCGACAGUUGCUUUCGAAGCAAGAAAUAGAUAACAUCAUUGAAUUUAUUUCAAAGCUUUGAAAGUGUGUAGUGAUCAAAGUGAUAGGUGAAUAUUGUUGUGUGAUAGUGACAAUGAGUGAUAGUGAAAAUGUUUUCACGAUUGAAGUGAUUGAAGAUAGGAGAAAUGAAUGCGAACAGCAAUGUGUGAUGGCAAAUACAAGUCGGCGGCCAAAAUUAACAGUUCAUACGAGAAGAUACUCGAAAAAAAGAGCAUGCCGCGAAAGAAGGCGGCGGUUAGCCCUUCAGAAUACGGCAAAUUGUAAAGAAAUUUUUGAAGAAACGACGAAUGAAUUGUUUGAAAUUGAAGAAACAAACAAUGCUGAAGAUGGGAUAAAUAUGGAAGGCACAAAUUCAGAAAAUGAGGAAUUGAUGAUACAGAAAGUUGUAACGAACGAGCCUGAAGAACAAUUCUGUCUACCAAGUGGCUUGAGUAUCGUGGACAUGCAGCACAUCUUUGCCGAAUUUCAAAAAAUAGGUGACCAUGCUAAAAACAGGGAAGACUGUGGAAUUAGGCACCUGAAAAUAACCGGCAUGAAACGGUCGGGUCUGAGGACCACCCUCAGUGUAAUAUGCGAUAUGUGCAAAUAUACAGGUGAAAUCCACAGUGAACCUGACGAAAGCAAUCACAUGGAAACAAACCAGUGUGCCGUUGCUGGAACAAUUGUGAAUGGAGGCAGUUAUGCCCAAAUGGAAGAGUUCCUUGCAGCGAUGAACAUACCCUCCAUGUCGAAGAAAGAAUUUAGAAAACAUCACGAUGAAAUAGUGAAAACAUUAAUUGUUGCUGCAGAAGAAGAAAUGGUAACAGCGGCAGAGGAAGAAAAACGCUUGGCCAUUGAAAGAGGCGAUAUUGUUUCCGGAUGUGGAAUCCCUCACAUCCCCGUUGUGGCCGAUGGAAGCUGGAUGAAACGAUCAUACCAGACUGGAACGUACAAUUCCGCGUCUGGAGUCGGCGUUAUAAUUGGAUAUCACACGAAGAAAGUUUUAUUUAUUGGUGUGAGAAACAAGGUGUGCAGGAUUUGUCGAUGUGCUGCGAAAAAGAAAGAAGAGCCACGAAAACACACCUGUUUUAAAAAUUGGAGCGCAAGCCAAGCAUCAACGGCUAUGGAAAGUGACGCUAUAAUCGAAGGCUUCAAGACCAGCGUAGAAAAACGUGUGCUGAUUUAUUCAACACUGAUUGCUGAUGGGGACAGCAGCGUUUAUAAAAAAAUUAUAGAUGCAGAUCCAUAUAAAGCACAGAUUCGUGUAAAAAAAAUUGAAUGCACGAAUCAUUUAUUGCGAAACUUUUGCAGAAAAAUGAAAGAAGUUGUAAAGAUGACAACACCUGGUCCAUUCAGAAGAAUCGUUGAAAGCAGCAUUCGGCGAAUGCGUGCGGACAUAGUAAAAGCCGCAGAGUACAGAUACAGUCAGCAAGUAACAACCGCUGAAAAAAUUAAGAAUUUGUAUGCCGACAUACACAAUGUUCCUAGCCAUGUUUUUGGUGAACACGCAGAUUGUUCAAAACUACAAUACUUCUGCGAUGGAACGAGUAAAAAAGAUGAAAAGAACAUUGUUCCCGAAUUGAUGAAGAUGGGAGUGUACGAACAAAUCAAAGAAAUACUUCGACCUCUGUUGGCGCAUGCUGAGAGUUUGCUGUAUAACAGCAACAAUAAUGCCGUCGAAAGUUUCAACGGAAUCAUCGCAAAAUAUACAGGAGGAAAAAGAUUGAAUUUCGGCGAGAGGGGAUCUUACACGGGAAGAUGUGCUGCUGCUGUCCUACAAUAUAACACAAAACAAGUGUUGUCGCGUCUGAAUACGGCGAUGAACAAGGAACCGCCCGUUAUUUUACGCAAAAUAGAAAAUAGAAGGAAGAAAGAAAAUGAGAAAUACAGUGAAAAGAGAAAGGAAAAAAAAUUACAAAGCACGUGCGGAAACAAUUCCGUUCUGAAAAGGAUUCCAAUUACGGACCAAAUGCUGAAAAGCCGGAUAUGGCUAACAAUAUUUAUGAAUUAGAGCAAAAAAAACAUAUGGAUAUGUUACAGAUUUGGCAAAAUAGAAGAGAUACCAUUGAAGAAGAAACCAUCGGUCAAGCGAAAAAUCCUAGAUGGUUGAAUUACAAAUCUAAAUUAUUGACGGCCUCAAAUUUCGGACGAAUAUGCCGUCGUCGAAUUGGCACGCUCUGUGGAAAUUCAGUGAAGUCGUUAGUGUAUCCACGACUGAUUAGUGCACCUGCAGUACAAUAUGGACAGGAAUGCGAAAAAUUCGCACGUGAACAACUAAGUGUGUGCAUUGGUGUUGAAAUUAAAGAAUGUGGAUUAUUUAUUGAUAGUGCCAUCCCGUUCUUAGGAGCUUCGCCAGAUGGACUUAUAGACGAAGAGGGCAUUGUGAAAAUCAAAUGUCCGAAAACGGCGGAGAAUUUAUUGCCGGAGGAGGCAAUCAAAAGUGUUGCAGUUAUUCGGCGUAUAUUUGCAGACGCAGAAGGAAAUGAAUUGAACAGGAACCACUACUAUUACUACCAAGUACAAGGACAAUUACAUGUCACAGGUAGAAAAUAUUGCUUAAUUUGUAUUUGGACCCGAAAAGGGUUAAAGUACAUUAGAGUCGAUAGAGACGAUAAUUUUUGGCAAAAGAACAUGGAGCCAAAAUUAAUUCAAUUUUAUUUAUUGUGCAUGUUACCCGAAUUAAUAGAUAGCCGGUACAAUAGAGGAAUGCCCAUUCGGGAGCCUCAAUUUAUAACAGAGGAGAGAGCAAGCUUGGAAAAGCGCAAAAGGUCUCUCUCAGAAAGUAGCACGAAUAUUGCUACUGUCCGGCGUCGCACUGCACUGUAAAGUGCAGUAACACUGACUCUGUUGGUGGUUCACAAUUGCAUGAAAUAGCAAUUGUACUCGCGGAUCAUACGAUCUCGCGAGUUGUUCGACGCCGAUAUACACAUUUUAAAAUAGUGACCUUUGAAAAGUCAAAAAAGGUCUUAUGCGGACAGUAAUAAAAAAUACUGUUACUGUCCGGCGUCGCACUGCACUGUAAAGUGUAGUAACACUGACUCUGUUGGUGGUUCACAAUUGCAUGAAAUAGCAAUUGUACUCGCGGAUCAUACGAUCUCGUGAGUUACGCGAUGCCAUACUAUAUUUCUUAAUUUGUUACAGAUUUUCGAAGAAAGGAUUCCCGAGAAGAGGUUUUUUGGAGCGAAGCGAGCGUUGGACUCAAAAUUUAUUUUUUCAGCUGAAACAAUUUUUUUCUUAUUCCCUUCAUGAAAUUAUUAAUGUCCUAUAUCAUCUAUUUCCAUUAACUUUUUCUUUUUUCAAUAUUUAUCUUCAUUCAUCUUCAUUCAUCUUUGCAUGAACAUUUUUGUCGUUGAGAAAUUAAAAACAGCAUUUUCCUCUUCUCGAAAUAAAUUAAAAAAUUAUAUAUAGGUAUAUUCAAGAAAGCAUUACCUAACAGGACAAAUGGACUGCGAAUAUGCUGUUUGAUCACGUAUAAUCGGCAAGUAUAAUCUUACAUAAUUAAUAUUACGUUAUCUAUACAUAAAUUGCUUUCUUCACAGAUGGACGAGGAAGAAGAAGAAGAAAAGAAAGAGGAUAGAAGAAACAGGAGAAAGAGGUCUAAGGAACGAAGUCGGAUAAAAGGGAAGAGAAAGGAGAAUCCGAGGCCGUCAACGUCGCAAAUUAAAAAAAUUCGAUACCAUAGCCAUGACUGGGAUGGCUGUCAUGGUAAUCGACGAUGCAGACGUCGCGGAGAAAGAAGAGGCAGAAGCGAGCAGUGGGCGGCAGGCGACGGGCGGCCGUCUAAUUAUUAUUUAUAUACCUAUAUUGAUAAUAUUUAAAUGAAUAAAUUGUAUAUAUAGAUCAAUUUA
Osmia lignaria (orchard mason bee) is the source of this 3872-nucleotide messenger RNA. Lineage: Eukaryota; Metazoa; Arthropoda; Insecta; Hymenoptera; Megachilidae. The record is from RefSeq and is a predicted model, not a curated record.